CUAUUUAGUGCUGGAUAACAUAAUGUCAUCAUGGUUGCUACAUAAAAAAAAAGUUAGAACAGUAUCGGAAGUUUUAAUUUACUACCACAUCAACCCAGAGUGUGUAAUGCACGCAUUUCGCAGUUUACUUUCCAAUGAUAGUGAUAAUGACGAGGUAUCAACAACUCGAAUCGCGGAAUAUAUUGCUGAAAGGUUUUUAGGAGUACUAGCAAAUUUAGAAGCAACACUUGUUAAUCCAGACGGAGAGAAGUUUCUCAAGCGAUUAGCGCUGCUUAGUCUGGGUGACAUUAUUCGGUUGCUUGGUGGGGAACACAUAACACCAUUUCGGUUCAAAGUCAUUGCUGUGCUCCGAACAGCAUUAGCUCUUCCAGAAGGAUCGGCUUUAGCAAAACAUUGCGUUAAUACGUGGCGUAUUUUUGUAUGCACGGUAGAUGUGCGACAAUUAGGUUCACUUUUAAGUACAAUAUUCGUUACGUUGGAGCCAUUAAUUGAUACAUACAACGAAGAUAUUGGAUACAUAUUUCGAUACCUGGUCAUAGAGAACAAUAGUCUACUUGGGAAUAGUCUCUGUGAUCUUUUUAUAGAAGAUACUAAUGUAGCAGAAAAUAUUAAAAAAAUAGUGGCAUCGCGUAUUCCAAAACACCACGAUGAAAUAGGAAGCGACCAAUUUGUUACCCGCCUUGAAGAACUUAUUCGACAUAGCAAUCAUGAAAAUUUAAAAGUACGAGCAUACGCAUUCUCCUACUUAUGUAGACUUUGUGAACAUGGCCGGGCAGAGCUAAAUGAAGCUAUUUUGGGGCAACACCAAAGCAUAAGCCUUACCAUAAUAGCUACAAUGGUAGAAACGCUGACACGUGGACUUAGUGAACAAGAUGUAAUACUUCAACAACGAGCAGCAGAGUGUCUUGGAGAGCUAGGAGCUUUGGCACCCAGUCAUUUGCCACCUAAUUAUGCUCCGACCGGUGUAGGUUUCGCAUUGAGCAUUCAUUCCGACUGUUUUGCCAUUAUCGCCUUGCGAGAACUAUGCCGAGCAUACCAAAGGCAAAAAGAUUCAAAGUUUGUCGAUAGUUUUUCACUUGCCAUACAGGAAAUAUUAAACGAACGAGGUGUCUCUCCAAAAGCAGAUAAAAAACGAGAAAUAUGGGAAACCAUCCCAGAACGCUUGCGACCAAUAAUGGAACCGUUACUAACAUCAUGUUAUACUACAGUUUCAAGAGCAUCGCAGACAGCAGUUGCACAUCCGGUAUUUAACAAUGUUGGAUCAAGUCACGAAUGGUGUUACCAAUGGGCGUGCCAAAUGAUUGAAUAUAUAACUGUUAAUUCAACUCGUAACCUUCUACGAGCUUUUAAGCCAAGCUUGCGAUGUGAUAGAGGAACUCUUAUGUUGAUGUUACCUUACAUACUAUUACAUUCAUUACUACUUUGCGAAGGGAAUGAUAAAAUACAAUUUAUUGUAGAAGAACUUCAUGCCGUUUUCAACGGAGCCAUUGCAUAUUGCGAAAGUUUUACCACGAUUCCUGCUGCGAACCGAGCAAAUGACAAAGUAGAUAUAGAAUAUACAUCUGCAAAUAGAUUGAUUGUAUGCAUGACUCAGGAGCGGCAUGAUACAUGUGGCAAAGAGCUGGCUUUGCAAUGCGCUAAAUAUGCGUUUGGGUUAUUUGAUUUCCUCGAACGAUGGAAAAGACAGUACCUCAAGGAUGUUACAUCAAAAGAUAAAGAUCUUCAUAAUUAUCAGCAUAAUUUUGCUGUGGUUAGUACAUUCCUAAACAACUUUGAUAGCAAUCUAUUGGCGCAAGUAAAUUUUAAAUGUCAUGAAUAUGCUAGAGCAUUACAAUACGUAGAACACAGUUUGAAUGGCGAAGAUAAAAGUAUAAAACUACAAAAAAAGUUAUCAUUCUUGUGUGAACUUUAUUCAUACCUCGGAGAUACAGACUCGGUGGAAGGUGUUAUGGCUUUGAAAGCAACAGAAUCAACCUUACACGAGUUAAUUCUAUAUCAUAAUGCUACAGGUCGAUUGCAAGAAGCUGUGGCGUGUUACGAGAGGUUAUUACAACUUACUAAUAUCCAAGAACAAUAUCCAAGUCUUAAUUUUUUAAACAGUAUGAUCGAGUGUUAUCUACGGCUUGAUCAACCGGAAACAGCAUUACUACUUGCAGAAAGUUUACUGGUUCGAUUUCAUGAUACGGCCCUACAUAAACCUCUACUGGAUAUACAGGCAGAACCGCUGUACCGACUAGGAAGAUUCGAAGAACUCGAAGAAUUGCUACUUCAAAGGCGAGCUGAUCAAUUGAGUGGAGCCAUCGAUGGUGAAUCACGUCACUGGGGAGUUAUUUGUGGUUCACUUAUUAUUGAGUUUCGACAACCGGAUUAUGCACGAUUUUGUUCAGAAAUACAACGAGCCCGAAGGUAUGUGUUUCAGGGUAGCUGUAGUGAACGUUCUAGUUCUCGUUCGUUAGAUGAACAGCUGGGUACAUACGAAAACCGUUAUGAUCAGGUGUUAAAAUUACACAUCAUCCAAGAGUUUGCUAAAUGUGGACAUAUAAUGCACACUCUGCGCACUCUACAAAAAGGUCAACGUAACGACGAACUUAUUACAGCAUCCACUGUAAUUGUUGACCUUCAGAAGCUUGUUGCAAAUAUGAAAGCUAGGCUAGAAGUAUUACAACCGAAUGCUGCCACAAUAGAACCAAUCCUUAGCUUGAGGCGCAUACUUCUGAAGGAAAUGAGGCGCACGAUAGACGAAAUAAAUUGGGAAAAAAUCGACGACGACCAAAAUGUUAAUCGUCUGCGUCAUUUGGUUGAUCAAACGAUCGGACAACUUUGGAUGAAAAGUACAGAGUUAGCAUCGCGAGCAAAUAUGUACCAGCAGGCAUUAUUGUAUAUUUUACAUGCAGAAAGCUAUCGUCCUCCUGAUCUUUUCAUAAAAAAUGCCAAAUUGCUUUGGGAUCGACGAGAUAUAACAGGGGCAUUAAAGGUUCUUGAAAGAGGAGUGAAUGAAAUAUUGGGCGAUGUCCCUGUUUCUUCGGUUGGUAAUAAUCAUAUAAAAACAACACCCAAAGAGAUUCGUUUCAUACAAGCAGAAGGUAAGCGUCUUAUUGCUACAUACAAUGCUGAGGCGUCUAAUAUAUCAGCAACACUCAAUCGACGUUAUUUCAAAGAGGCAGUAGAUAUGAACCCGGAAAGUGAAGUAGCAUUAGUACAACUUGCACAAUACGUCGACAAAUUGUAUAGCUCGUGUCCAGCAGUCGAGCAAAAUUCAGCAAAUUGCUGGGAAAUGCUAUUUGAAGUAAUGAAGUGUUAUGGCAAAUCAAUGAUGUAUGGAUCAAACUAUAUUUAUCAAUCGAUGCCACGCGUAUUAAGUAUCUGGCUUGACUCUACUGCAAAGACGAUACCAAAAUCAAGUGAAGGCAUUAGUACUUCCUUGAAUAUGGCGCGAAAAAUCGCACAGUCAAUGAAUAAAUUGGCAAGCAAGUUCAAAGAUACAUUAUCGCCGUAUUUUUUCUUUACUGCUUUUUCCCAAUUAAUAAGUAGAGUUGCUCAUCCUUCCCAAGAAACGUUCAUAAUAUUGAAAGCCAUAAUUGUCAAAUUGCUCCUCUAUUAUCCUCAGCAAACUCUAUGGAUGAUUCUGAGCGUAUAUAAAUCAUCUUAUACCAUCCGGGUACGGCGAUGUGUAGAAAUAUUUAACGAUCGUCAGUUGCUGCAAGUAGAGAACAUGCAAAAGUUGAUAAAAGACUUUAAUGGAUUGGCUGAACGUCUUAUCGAGCUUACCAACAAAGAAAUUCCGGGAAAUCCAGGAGGCAUCAGACAUUCAAAACAGGCAAAUGUUACAGUUUCUAUCUUAGUGAAAGCUUUACCAAAACUGCUGGCUGAUAAAAACUUUUCAAAUAUUUUGAUUCCCAUUGAAAGAUGCAUACAACUAGUGCUGAAUAAAAAUACAGGGAUGAAUUUUCAACCAUACCCUACAAAUGCUAUAUAUAUUGCUGGAAUUUCCGAAGAAGUGACAGUGUUGCAUUCUUUGCAAAAACCUAGGAAAAUUUCACUCCGAGGCCAUAACGGCAAGCUUUAUACAAUGAUGAUGAAACCUAAAGAUGAUCUGCGAAAAGAUUUCCGUUUGAUGGAGUUUAAUGCAGUUGUUAAGCAAUAUUUAUCGCAAGAUCCAGAUGCAAAAUUCCGAAGGUUACACAUACGCACAUAUGCUGUUCUACCUUUAAAUGAAGAGUGUGGUAUUAUUGAGUGGAUAUCAAAUCUGAACACAUUUCGCGGUAUCGUAUGCACGUAUUACAAACAGCGUGGACUGGGAAUGACGGCGAAAGAAUUGAGAAACUUUAAUUAUGAGCGCACAGAACCGCUUGCAAAGAAACGGCACGCCUUUGAAACUAUUCUUGUUCCGCGGCAUCCACCGUUAUUUAGUGAAUGGUUUCGAGAUUGUUUUCCAAAUCCCCAUAAUUGGUUUCAAGCUCGUUCGUCGUACAUAAAAACUACUGCAGUUAUUUCGAUGGUUGGUUACAUAUUAGGGCUUGGAGAUCGCCAUGGCGAAAAUAUUCUGUUUGAUUCUACUAACGGAGAUACUGUGCACGUAGAUUUUAAUUGCUUGUUUAAUCGAGGAGAAACAUUCACAGUUCCAGAGUUAGUGCCAUUUCGCUUGACUCAUAAUAUGGUAGAUGCAAUGGGACCUCUCGGAGUGGAAGGGCUUUAUCGGCGAUGCUGUGAAAUUGUUUUACGAAUUCUUCAAACCCAUGCAUCAACAUUCAUGUCUGUAUUGAAGCCUUUUGUUUACGAUCCCAUGGUGUCGUGGAGCAAGAUGACGUUUGCUCAAGGGGAAUCAAGCGAAAGGGAUAGCUAUUUAGAACGAACCGAUCCCCAAGCCAUGCACAAUGUGUUAAACAUUGAAGAAAGACUAAAAGGCUAUGUAAAAGUUAAUGGUAAAUUGUCACAUAAUCCACUAUCCAUUGAAGGGCAAGUAAACCACUUGAUUAAGGAGGCAACAGACAUAGACAAUCUAGCACAAAUGUACAUUGGUUGGUCUGGAUACACAUAACAAACAACAGCUAGAAAUCAUUUCAAUUAAACCGAAUACAUAUGUCUUUUCUGUACUAAUAACGAUGCGUGUUCUACUUUAAUUAAUCCAACAAAAUGAAAUUUCAAUCGGUCAGUGAAGUAGAGUUUUCCCCGGUACCAACCCUGGUACGAAAAUCCAUACGAUGUCGGUCUCAUCGGGCUCUAUCUGGGCGCCGAUUAACCUUCGUUUCUCUGACCAAAAAUACACCCUCAUCUUUAUGACCACCUACCCGGGUAGGUAAUACAUUUUAGAAGGGAAUUCGUAUUUUUAUUGGUAAAAAAAAUGUCGUAUUUAACUUAUUCUAUGCAGCUAUAAUAACAAUACUUCUUUUUAUGUUAUAAAUUUAUGAAGUAUGGCUUUUAGUUACAUAAAUUGAUUGCAUAGCAAUUAGAUGAACUGACACUAAUACACCGCCAUGUCUUCCCGACUGUCGGGGCAAUCAUUUCAAUCUAUGUGGCUUUAGAAGAAUAUUAAAGCACAUUUAAAAAAAUUAAAAAAAUCUGAAUUUUUUACCACUUUUUUAAAACAUGUUUCUCUAGGUAUUCUAAUUUUUU
Molecule: messenger RNA, 5613 nt
Organism: Anopheles merus
Lineage: Eukaryota; Metazoa; Arthropoda; Insecta; Diptera; Culicidae
Product: serine/threonine-protein kinase ATR-like
Biological process (GO): telomere maintenance; protein phosphorylation; DNA damage checkpoint signaling
Cellular component (GO): nucleus
Molecular function (GO): protein serine/threonine kinase activity; protein binding
Source: RefSeq, a predicted model, not a curated record